Molecule: messenger RNA, 1705 nt
Organism: Erythranthe guttata (spotted monkey flower)
Lineage: Eukaryota; Viridiplantae; Streptophyta; Magnoliopsida; Lamiales; Phrymaceae
Product: UPF0481 protein At3g47200
Source: RefSeq, a predicted model, not a curated record
AGUUCAGUUUUAGUCAUUAAUUAAUUCCUUGAUUCUUUUAUGCUUUAACUUUUGUAAUAAUCAUCCUCUGCUUCAAGCAACCUUUGAUUCCAGCCAGCAUUUUUUGUGUCUUUAAAACAUUCACAAAAUCCAUGCAGUACAUUCCUCAUAAUUCACUAUGAAAAUAUAAGCUAAAGUUCUUCGUUUAAUUUCUCGGUCGACAUACGAUUUUUAGGACAGAGAAAAUAUGGAUUUCAGGGAAAAGACGAGAGCAAGAAGCAAAUCGCUCGAAAUACAAGCUACGGAACGAGACCAUGUCUCGAUCGAAAUCACGAACGACAAUAUUACGCUUCAGUCCUCGAUCAAAGAAAAAAUGGAGUCCAUUUCUCUGUCACAUUGCAUCUACAAAGUUCACGAACAACUUUUCAGAGGUAACGAAAAUAAUUAUUUCCCCUCCUUAGUCUCAAUCGGCCCCUUCCACAACGGCAAUGAAACUCACAAACUCAUGCAAGAUAAAAAGUGGCGAUAUUUAAACACGUUACUAAAUCGAAAGCCGUACUCAGACGCAACUCUCGACACAUGCAUAAGGGCACUUAAACGAAUGGAGCAAAAAUCUAGAAACUUCUAUGGCGAAAAAAUCGAAAUGGUAAGCGAUAAUUUCGUAGAAAUGAUGUUAAUCGAUGGUUGUUUCAUAAUCGAGCUCUUUCUCGAGUUUGCCUUCAAGAGUUUAAGGCGUAGGGAUGAUAUUUGCUUCGGCACAAACGAUGUGAUUUUCAAGUUGAGAUGUGAUUUAAUAUUAUUCGAAAAUCAAGUCCCGUUUUUCGUUCUUGAAAAACUCUUCCACUUAGUCCCGAUUCCUAAAGAGUGUAACAUGUCACUCGUCGAGCUUUCAUUGUGUUUCUUCCGGAAAUUAAUCCCCGAAAAUCAUGCACAUUUUCCUCGGAAAAUAUCUAGCCCGCCUCAAACACUACAUUUAUUAGACCUAAUUCGACAGCAUUAUCUUCCUACAUCUCCACAAAUUCUUUCAAGUAGUAAUACUCAGAAGAAUAUUCCUCAUGCAACAAAUCUCGAUUCCCUCGGGAUAAGAGUCAAAAGGGCGAUUUCGGAAAGUCCGUUUAACGUGAGUUUUUACGAUGGAGAAUUAAAAAUCCCGUCUCUCGAAAUCCACAGCUACACCGAAAUCUUGUUCAGAAAUCUAAUCGCAAUGGAAAAUCACUACCCCGCAUGUUCGAAACACGUGACGUCCUACGUAGCCCUAAUGGAAAGGCUAAUCCAGUCCAAUCCGGAUGUGCGGUUUUUUCGUAAUAAGGAGAUUAUUAUCGAUGGUCACGAGAGAGAAGGUGAGAUUGUGUUUCUUUUUCAGAAGCUGCAUGUGGAUUUAAAUGUGAAGGAGUUUUACUAUAAUGGACUUUGUGAAGAGAUAAAUGGUUAUCAAUCAAGGAGGAUAGGAUUGUGUGGGAUUAUAAGGCAUGUUUAUCACAGGACUCGUUUGGGGGUUGCAGGAUUAAGUUUGGCUAUGUUGAUUCUGGUUUUUCUGUUUACUGGAGUGUUCUUCUCAACAGUUUAUUUUCUCCUUCACCAUUUUCAGUAGGAGAUUAAAUAAAUAACUUAUUUAUUUAUUUAUUUUUAGCUAUUUUUAUAAUAUUAGUUGGCAUUUUUCCAGUUAUGUUGUGUGGAGAAGAAUUUUUUGUGUGCUUUCUAAUUUUCUAAUAUUUAUGUUACAUUA